Molecule: messenger RNA, 312 nt
Organism: Entrophospora sp. SA101
Lineage: Eukaryota; Fungi; Glomeromycota; Glomeromycetes; Entrophosporales; Entrophosporaceae
Source: the annotation of a GenBank genome assembly
AUGACAAACUUGGAAUGCUUUAUGUGUACUGGAGGAGCAAACAACGAUGAAGAUGUUAGAGAAAUAAUGAAAUUGAAACCACAUAUAAUUAUUGGUACUUGGAAUCGAAUAUAUGAUUUGGUUAAUUUGAAAUCAAUUGAUUUAUCUUAUCUAAAGAUCUUUGUAAUCGAUGAAUUAGACAUGCUAAUUCAACAAGGAUUUAAAGAUCAAGCAAUUGAGAUCAGACAACAAUUGCCAUUCACGACUAUUUUACAAACAUUAUUAUUUACAUCAAAUAUUACAUCAGAAAUGAUGGAUUUUAAUGUUGGUUAG